Messenger RNA from Paramecium octaurelia, 239 nucleotides. NCBI's taxonomy places the organism in Eukaryota, Ciliophora, Oligohymenophorea, Peniculida, Parameciidae. The record is from the annotation of a GenBank genome assembly.
AUGAGUUAAGAAAAUAAAGAAGAAAUAAUUAAUCAUAUUUUAAAAGCCACAACAUUUUGCUCAAAGAAGUGUGAAACAUUAAAAGUCGAUUAAUUUAAAGGAAAAGAGACAGAAUGCUUAAGUAUUAUGAUUCAAUAUUUAAUUUAGUUUAAUGUGGUUAUGGUUUUGCAGCCUCAAUUCAUUAUUAAGGAUAAUUCAUGAAAUAUUUAAUGGAGCAAACUGAAGGCAUGGAAGAAUGA